CUUAAGUACGCAAAAGCGACCCGAGCUGAAAGUGUGAAAGGAUUUCGGCUUGUGUGCUCGGGGGAAUUGUCGAGUCUCAUCUUGCACGGCUUUCGACAUGCCGACUGCUCUUGUUCAUUUCCCGGCCUUGACGCGCGCGGGCGUGGACGUCCCUAAAUCAUCAAAAGGCUUGGCACCCUCAACGUUACCAUCGGUAUCUUACACACAUGCAGCUGCUUUGGGGGCCGCAAAAUCUGUGCUUGAGCCAGAGUCUUGGACCGUGAUAGAUGGUGCCGAAAAUAUAACCGUCGGACCUGAAACGACACAUGAAUUAUACCUGACCGACUACGAUCUCAUUCCGUUCGAGCAGCUGCUCGGCGCUGGUGUCUCCGUAAACUCGAAGCCGCACCAGGAGUUGGAAGGCGAAACGACCAGUAGCGAUUCGGUGCAGCGAUCGAACCGCCAAGCGCAAUGCAGUAGCUAUGUCAUUCGAAAGGCUCUUAUUCGCAAGCAUCACCUCGCAAGCACUCUUCAUUUGCACUCGGUCAAGCAGAAAUCGAUUUCGAGCAUUGGAACAGGAAAGACUGCAGAGGAUUGCACGCCAAGAACAUGGCACAUUGAGCUACAAUAUGCAGACGAUUUGGAUGAACUCUUAAUUGACGAGCUCUAUGACUUGGCGCAGAGCAUAUCUGAGGCUAAGGAGCGACGGGAAACAAGGUGGUUCAUUUUGAAGCCAGGGAUGUCGGAUCGAGGACAUGGAAUCAGGCUCUUCAAUAGCAUCGAAAUGCUGAGAGCUGAGCUCGAGCAUUUGGACGCUGAGCACUCCGAUGAGGAAGAUAGCCAAGCUGGCGAUAAUGAUGAUGGCCGAGCAGCUGGCGGCCACGAUGACGAAGAUGGCAUGCUCGGCCAGCUCAGGCAUUUUGUUAUUCAGGAAUAUAUCUCACGACCUCUCCUUCUUGAUCCCCCAGUACUUUCAAAUACAGACUCGCUUCUGAAGUCACAAGUGGGGCAGGGGCGGAAGUUCCAUCUGCGAGCCUAUGUCCUCUGCGUAGGUGGCUUACAAGUAUACCUGUUUGACGAGAUGCUAGCCCUGUUCGCACCGGUACCGUACACUUCUCCGUCAUACUCCGCUGAAGAUUAUUCUUCCGAUCACGUUGACUUGUCCGCACACCUUACAAAUACGUGCCUACAAAAUAAAGAGGCUAUCAAGCGUGGCGGUCGGCCAUCGGAGGAGAAUGUUCACCUUUGGAGCGAUCUCAAAGGCACGUGCGUGCGCCAAAUUGGCUCUAGCGACGAUUCACGGCACUUGACGGAUGAGCACCUCACUCAUGUCCACCAGCAAGUCGCCGCGACUGUCGGCCAAGUCUUCGAAGCUUGUGCCAAGGCAGGCAGCAUCCAUUGGCAAAUGUGGCCGAACGCGUGGGAAAUCUUUGGCGUGGAUCUGCUUGUAGGGUGGGACCUGCAAGAUGAACCUACGCAAGGACCUGAUGAGGACUUCUCCAAGCUUAGAGUGUGGUUACUGGAAGUGAACGCGCAACCUGACUUUGCUCAGACUGGAGAACGACUGAGCUCGAUCGUCGAUGGUGUUUUCAAGCGCAGCUUGGAGAUCGCAGUCUUAGGAAAAGGGCCUCGCCAGGUGAAAUGGAAAGUGGGACAGAGUCGCAGCGGUAUGACACUGUGCUUCGAUGAAGAGCUCAUCAAAGAUGUAUGAUGCGAUUAUGAAAUGAGUGUUGUUCAAUGC
Molecule: messenger RNA, 1720 nt
Organism: Tilletiaria anomala UBC 951
Lineage: Eukaryota; Fungi; Basidiomycota; Exobasidiomycetes; Georgefischeriales; Tilletiariaceae
Product: TTL-domain-containing protein
Exons: 3
Coding region: 98-1690 (530 amino acids)
Biological process (GO): protein modification process
Cellular component (GO): P-body
Source: RefSeq, a predicted model, not a curated record